CACGUGCCCACUUCAGGCACAAGCAUGUGAUUGUUUCCUUCUUCGCGGAUCACCAGGUUCCUCGAGGAGGGCAACUCAUUGAUAAGAAGCUCCGCAGUUACUACAAACUCAGAGCAGACGUCCAAGGACAGCUCCUCGAUAGCUUGAUAGCUUUUGUUGUCAUAUCAGCGCAAACUUCCUGCUGGGGGCGUCACAUCUGACGCAGCAGCGGUGGUAGAAGGAAGCAGGCUCGAGGCUGAGACAGCAGCCGCGAGCUCAGCUCAGCGGAGGUUUUGGACAACCGAGACACUGGACUGAGAUGCUGGUAUUAUCCGUCGCAGGAAACACUGACGUAGAAGGACAGGAGUGCGUCUGUGGUCCAGAUGAAGUGUUUGCUGAUAGCCAGUGAGAGCGCUGAGGUCCUCUUCCAGUGGACCGACCCUGAAUUUCAGCAGAAUGUCCAAGAGCAGUAUGGGGCAUCCCAAGAAGAGGGCCACGGGCUUCCAGCCUUCGAGGACAGCAUCAGCACUCUGUUUGCUCCCAUUAUUAUCUCCUGCAGCACCAUGGUGGACAGGCUGUGUGACAGCUACACCUCCUUCACCACAGAAAACAACCACAUCUAUGUCCUACACCAGUUCGAUGAGUGUCUCUACAUUGCUGUGAAUGGAGACGGGGAGGAGGGAGAGGGUGAUCUGAGGAGGAAGAUCUAUGUGAUGAAAAAGAUGAUUGAUGUCAUGUUUGGCAUGGUCACCCUCAGCAGUAACCUCCUCAGGAGAGAACUGCGUCCUCAGGACACGGAGCAAAGGGCAAGGCUGUGGAAGCAUCUCCAGAGCCUGCUGGAGACCUACAGCCAGCUCCGAGAAAACGACCAGAGCUUCUUGGUGGAGGCAGUGGAGAGGCUGAUCCACCCCACGCUGUGUGAGCAGUGCAUCGAGUUUCUGGAGCGCCGUUUAGUUCACCAGCUCAAUGGCAGUGUAGAGAGAGCAGGAGAGGAGGUGCUGCACGCCUUCAUCCUGGUUCACACCAAACUGCUUGCCUUCUACUCCAGCCGCAAUGCAAGCUCGCUCUCCACCUCAGACCUCCUGACUCUCAUCAUCAUGGCACAGAAUAUGUAUCCUAGCAACAUAGACCUGGAUGAUACAUAUCCUGAGGAUGUUGAGAGUACAUCCGGUUCUGGUCCUGACAGUUUUUACACGCCAGAGCCCUCCCCUACAGACAGGGACUCAAGCAGUUCAGCAGACAGGCCAGUGAGAGGAAGUACUCCUGUGUUUGAGUUUGUGGACCCAGAUGUCCAGAUGGCAGAGGACAGUUUGCAGGCUCUGGAAGUUCCCCCGCCUUCCCCUUCAACUCCUCGCAGAGUCUUCUUAGAGGUCUCACUCAAAGAUGGGCUGUAUCCCAUGAUGCCUCACUCCAUGUACUGUCUGCCACUGUGGCCGGGCAUUAGCCUUGUAAUGCUAACUAAGAUUCCUACCAGUCUAGUGGCCAUGUCAGUGUAUAUGUUUUUGGAAGCCUUUGCCAAGCUGGAAAAGCGUUUAAGUGAAGGCCAAGAAGGUUCUGCUGCUACUAGAGCCCAGCCGACUAUACAUGACGUACGAAGCAAACUGGAUAAAUUCAUUAAAGCCCUGGGGCCAAGUGAGAUACAGUCUGCACAGUUACAAAACGUCUGGACAGAGUUCAAGAACCGAGCCUUUUCCAGAGGAGGGCCUGGGUUCAACAGAGAUCUUAUCCCAUGGUGUAAGAAUAUGAAGACCCAGCUGUGUGGAAUAUACCGACAAUUCUUUCUCAUUGAAUCUGGAAAAGCUGACAUUCCUCAACGUCUCUCUACCAGUCUGCAGGAACGAGCCCAGACCAUGGUGCAAGAGAAACUGAUGGACUGGAAGGACUUUCUUUUGGUGAAAAGCAAGAGGAAUAUAACCAUGGUGUCUUACCUGGAGGAUUUCCCUGGCCUCAUCCAUUUUAUCUGCGUGGAUCGAUCUACCGGCCAAAUGAUUGCGCCGUCGCUUAACAUCACUGAACGCAACACGUCUGAGCUGGGGAAGGGACCAUUGGCUCAGUUCAUCAAAAGCAAGGUUUGGGGCCUGGUCAGCACAACACGGCGCUAUCUGCAGAAGGGUUACUCCACGGUCACAUUGCGCGACGGAGACUUCUACUUCUGCUACUUCCUCUGGUUUGAAAAUGAAACCGGGUACAAGUUAGAGGCAGGGGACAUACCCAUCCUACCUGAUGACUCUGCUCCCAUUGGGAUGCUUGCCGGGGACUACUACAGGAAGCUGCUGCGGUACUAUAGCAAGAAUCACCAGGGUGAAGUGGUGAAGUGUUACGAGCUGCUGACAGUUCACCUGGGGGUCAUCCCCACUGAGAUCAUCCUCCAGCACUGCAGACAGCUGGCAAGCAAACUGUGGGAGCCGUCGCGCAACCCACUGCUAUAAACACACCCACACACUUGAACUGAGUCACAGUAGCCAAGGUACUUGUUUGUUCUAUUGCCAAGAACUGAAAAAAAACUAUAUAUAUUUAGAUGUAGACUGUGACCAGUGCCUGCGUUUCAUGUUUCCAUAAUUUUCAUUGUGUAUUAUGUUUGAUUGGCACAAUGGAAAACCAUUGUGAACUAAUGCACUUAUGUCUCUUGUAUGAAGCAUAUUGGCAAUAUCACUCAUGUAUUUUUGAAUAUUCAUUUAUGAUCUGUUUCCUAUUUAUUAGUAAUACUGUAUUGUUUUCACAUUGUAAUAUUUUUAGCUGAUCAAUUUUUAUAAAUGCAGAUACUGCCCAUUGUUGCCUUUACUACUGCUAGUGUCAUAACUUGUAUGAAUGAAACAUGCAAUUACUGUAUGUCUCCCUUUUAACAUAGAUUAUAUUUUGGAGACAAUAAAUAUGUCUCA
This is a messenger RNA of Etheostoma cragini (Arkansas darter), 2858 nucleotides long. It is a transcript of the gene hps1, whose product is annotated as HPS1 biogenesis of lysosomal organelles complex 3 subunit 1. Bases 363 to 2408 code for a protein of 681 amino acids. Lineage: Eukaryota; Metazoa; Chordata; Actinopteri; Perciformes; Percidae. Gene Ontology annotation, cellular component: BLOC-3 complex. The transcript is spliced from 18 exons. Gene Ontology annotation, molecular function: guanyl-nucleotide exchange factor activity. The record is from RefSeq and is a predicted model, not a curated record. Gene Ontology annotation, biological process: melanosome assembly; vesicle-mediated transport.